Exaiptasia diaphana is the source of this 1016-nucleotide messenger RNA. Its product is annotated as MAM and LDL-receptor class A domain-containing protein 1. Gene Ontology annotation, cellular component: membrane. Lineage: Eukaryota; Metazoa; Cnidaria; Anthozoa; Actiniaria; Aiptasiidae. The record is from RefSeq and is a predicted model, not a curated record. The coding region runs from base 103 to 945 and encodes 280 amino acids. The transcript is spliced from 10 exons.
UCACGAYCACUAAUAACAUAUCAGUCAGAGCAUACUAAGAAAGACAUGAUAAACUUUCUUGUUACAWUAUAGAUAGCCCAAGCCAUCGUAAAAAGAGUUACUAUGGAGUGUAAACUGCUAUUCCUUGUCGCUGGAGCCGUGGCUCUUAUUCAUCUUACAGAAGCACAAUCUGGGUGUAAUGAUCUUCUUGACUACUGCGCCAGUUGGCCAAGUAAAUACUGCCAGGAUUACGAAGAUUAUAUGAAGAAAAAUUGUSCAAGAAAAUGUGGAUAUUGCUCUGGACCGACACAAGCACCUGUGUGUGCUGACAAAAGCAUACAUUGUUCUGGAUGGAAGUCAAAUGGAUUUUGCGCAACUAGCUCCCAGUGGCAUAGUUACAUGAAGGCUAACUGUGCCAAGACCUGCGGCUUCUGUGGUGGCGGAGGAGGAGGAGGAGGUGGUGGUGGCGGAGGAGGAGACUGCUCAGGAAACGCCUCCAACAAGAUCCGAGCCUGUAAAUUUGACUCCGACUCAUGUGACUGGGUAAAUGUGCCUUUUGACGAUGACGUKRACUUCAAAGUUACCUCWGGAGCUACUUCCGGUGGACCUUCUUCCGGUCAUGGCGGCUCAGGAGGAUACUUUGUUACUGAGCGCAGAGGUAGAGCUGAACUUUUGCUUCCAUUGGAGAUAAUUCUUCCUCACACUUCAACUUCAACAGAACAAAUGUGCCUGCGAUUCCAAUAUUCUGUGCCCAGUGGUGCUUCGCUGAAAGUGUAUGAGAUCAAGAACCAAAAAGGUCAACCUAAGAGAGUUUUAAAAACAAUAAGUGGCACCUCGGAUACAAACUGGAAGUGCGGCAAAGUAACUGUUAACGUUAGCACAAAAUUUCAGGUGUUAUUACAAGCUCAAGCCAGUAGUGGCCAAAUUGCAAUCGAUGAAGUCAGCUUUGCGUCUGGCCRGUGCUGAUUCAUUCAAUUAACAAKCAUUCACACAGUGAAAUAUUUAAUCAGCAAUAAACACCUAUUAAACCAAAAACA